Gopherus evgoodei (Goodes thornscrub tortoise) is the source of this 6209-nucleotide messenger RNA. RefSeq names its product zinc finger and BTB domain containing 7A (gene ZBTB7A). Gene Ontology annotation, molecular function: protein binding; RNA polymerase II cis-regulatory region sequence-specific DNA binding; DNA-binding transcription factor activity, RNA polymerase II-specific. The transcript is spliced from 3 exons. The coding region runs from base 432 to 2075 and encodes 547 amino acids. The record is from RefSeq and is a predicted model, not a curated record. Gene Ontology annotation, biological process: regulation of transcription by RNA polymerase II. NCBI's taxonomy places the organism in Eukaryota, Metazoa, Chordata, Testudines, Testudinidae.
UCGGAGCCAGGGAGGGAGGCAGAGGAAUGGUGCAGCUCCCCUCUCCCGGCUGGGGGGUGGCUGGAUCUUGGGGAGCCGAGGCAGAAGCAGCGAAGGGCGAGCCGUGGCAGGAGGGUGUCCUGCCCUCUCUCGCCCGCUCUCUGCCGGGACUCGCCGAGCCUGUUUCAGGCGCCUGGCGCGGUGGCUCGCCGCCCGGGGAGGGAGAGGGGAGGCUGCUGCAGCUUUAAGAGAAGGGAGGACCCCUUUGCCCUUAGAGAAACCAGGAAGGGAGUUCAGCAUCAUACGGGGCUUUGCAUAUACAGUUACAGUAGGGGCAGUAACACCAGAGAGAAGAGGGAGAGCUGGCCGGGAACUGACUCCAAACUCCAGGCAGACCCCCCCCCACCCCCAGCCCCGCCACCCCCAGGACCAGCAAGCCUUUGGUGUUCAAAAUGGCUGGUGGCGUGGACGGCCCCAUCGGGAUCCCGUUCCCUGAUCACAGCAGCGACAUCCUGAGCAGCCUGAACGAGCAGAGGAACAACGGGCUGCUGUGUGACGUGGUCAUCUUGGUGGAUGGUCAGGAGUUCCCCACCCACCGCUCUGUCCUGGCGGCCUGCAGCCAAUACUUCAAGAAGCUCUUCACCUCAGGGUUAGUGGUGGACCAGCAAAACGUAUAUGAGAUAGACUUUGUGAGUGUGGACGCCCUGUCGGCGCUGCUUGAUUUCGCUUACACCGCGACCUUGACCGUCAGCACUUCGAACGUCAACGAGAUCCUCAACGCCGCCAAACUGCUGGAGAUCCAGGCGGUAACGGAGGUUUGCACGGAUCUCCUAGACAGGAAGAUUCUGGCCAAAAAUGACCAGAUGGAUUUAGUAGAUCAAAUUGAUCAAAGGAACCAUCUCAGAGCAAAAGAGUACCUGGAGUUCUUCCAGAGCAACCCCAUCAAUGGCCACCAAGGCAACUUUCCAUGGACCAACCAAGACUUGAGAGACCUUCAGAGACUGAACUUCCAAGGGCAAGAGGACGAGGAGGAGCCGGAUUGCAACGGCAUGGACUUCUACUCACAAGCCCCCCCAAACGAAAGACCAAAGGUGAACGAUGGUGACCCUGACAGCAACCAUGCCAUGUGGCUGGAAAGAGAGGAAGAGGAGGCCCCGGGAGCCUUAUUCCCACCUUCCCAGAAUGGACAUUACAGUGGACACAGCCUGACGGCACAAGGAGAAGAGGAGGCAGCCCCGGGAGGUCACUUGGACCAGCAGGAAGCCAGCAACUCUCCCAGUUUCGUUCCUGGGGGAGCGGAGGCUGAGGAGGCUGAGGCUAGAGAGGUGGACGGUCUGGCCGCCAGCGCCCUACUGCAGCAGAUGAUCAGUUCCGUGGGAAGGCAGCAGCUGGGUGAGGACGACCAGAAGGACGACGACGGGGUGAUGGAUUAUUACUUGAAAUACUUCAGCAGCUCUCACGAGAGCGACGUGUAUCCGUCCUGGUCCCAGAAGGUGGAGAAGAAGAUCAGGGCGAAAGCAUUCCAGAAGUGCCCCAUCUGUGACAAGGUGAUCCAAGGGGCUGGCAAGCUGCCCCGCCACAUCCGCACCCACACGGGCGAGAAACCCUACGAAUGCAACAUCUGCAAAGUCCGGUUCACCAGGCAGGACAAGCUGAAAGUUCACAUGAGGAAGCACACAGGUGAAAAGCCUUACCUGUGCCAGCAAUGCGGGGCUGCUUUUGCUCACAACUACGACUUGAAGAACCACAUGCGUGUGCACACUGGCUUGCGGCCUUACCAGUGCGACAGCUGCUUCAAGACUUUCGUCCGAUCCGACCACUUGCACAGGCACCUUAAAAAAGAUGGGUGCAACGGCAUCCCAUCCAGAAGGGGGCGCAAGCCCCGGGUCAGAGAUGUGAGCGGCGUGCCCGCCCCCGCAGGGAACCCCGAAGAUGGAAGCUUUGAAGCUGUUGGCGAGAGACAAGAAUCACAGGAGGACACCGUGCAGAAAAAUGGCCAGGAGGAGCACUUUGAAGAUAGUUCUAACAAUGAAGCAUCAGGAGGAUUGAAUGUAGCGGAGGGGUCGUCAGAGGGUAACACACAAGGACUCUCCUAAACCAAAAAAAAAAAAAAGUGUCACAAAAUCUAGUUAGUACUUUCCUCCAAUUUCUCUUUAAAAUAUUUCUCUCCCUUUUAAAAAGAUUAUAUAUAUAUAUAUAUAUAUAUGUUUCCAAUCUUCCCACCAUAACCAGUCCUGUGGGGACACCUCUAAUAGCUAAGGACCUUUCGUUGGAAGGCAGAUGCUUAGGAAGUGUGAGAUUGGGAGGGUUGAAAGGAUCUAUAACAUGGAAAGAAGCUUCCAUGCAAAUCCAAAGCUUUUAUUUUGUGUCCAGACACACUUUAAAAAAUGGCAGAGAUGCAUCUAUUUAAAAAAAAAAAACAGAAAAAUUCCAAGAGGUGAAUAGGUUCUUCCUGGACAGUCACUACAUUUUGUGCCUCCGUCUGACUGGAUGGGAAAGAAUUGAGUGCAGCUUUCUCUCCACUGGAAAGUGAAAGCUCCUGAUGCCUGAGAUGGUCUUGUGUUGAUCGGGGAUUUGAUUCUGCCAUAGGGAGUUCAGAUUCUUUCUGACCUGAUGCCGAGCGAAGCUGGCUGAAAUCACCUGGUGCACUAUUUUUAUAAUGAUAAUUGGGUGGGGGGGGGAAUGGAUGAUAUUUUACAUAUUCAAUUUUUUAAGAAUGAUUGCUCCUGCCACAUGGGUGGGCAAACAGAAUUUUGCAAGGCUGCUCCAAGCCUCAGGUUUGAAAUGCCUAGAUGCCAGGUGAAACUGCGACUCUCCCCAGGAGGUUUAGAUUGGCGCUUCUUUCCCGAUUGGGAGGCAGGACUCCUGCGUUCAUUCCUGGCUCUGCCACAGAAUUGCUGGGUGACUUUGGCAAGUCGUUUUCCCUCUCUGGGGUGCAGCUUCCUCAGCUGUAAAAUGAGACAAAUGCUGUUUUGUGUGAGAUUUGGGAAGUGCUUUGAGGUCCAGGGCGUGCGUGUUGCGAUAAAGGUGUGAACUCCUUCCUUGGCAGAUAAACUGCUCUGUUCAGGGGUUACUACGUGAGGGUCUCUUGGACAAAAAUGGCAGCCACUCUCUGCUUUGUGCAAAGAUCUUUGUGGCACUUUUCCUGAGGAUGUUUGCAGAGCCCUUGGCCAACAUUCCCCCUCACCCACCCAUUGGGCAGCACAUGUUCAUGCCUCACUCUUGUCCUCCACCCCAGAGGUGGCUGCAUUUCCAUGAGUGCUGCAUAUAUAUAGUCUGUAAUGUGUUGUAGUAUUGAAGGCCCUGUUUUAGUAAGGUAGCCGUGUGGCUACCAAACCUCUCUCCCUAGCCCACUGAAAACCCUGAAUCGGGCAGGAACCUGAGCAAUCUAAUCCAAUUCCAGGCAACCUCUGAUGGAAUGGGCUAGUUCUCUACUUUGAUGACUUAUUCCCUGGUCCUGUGCUUGGCAAAUUGUGCCCCAAUAGGAGAGGAGCAGAGGGUAGAUUUUUGCUAGAUCAGAUUGUUGCCUCCUGAAUCUGAACCUUGCCUUUCAAGACACAGCAAUUAGUCAAUCCUCACUGUUGAUUCAGACUCCCUGAUACUCCCCUCCCCCAGAGCUGAAGCUCGAGACCCCUCUGGGAUGUAACAGGAUUCUUCUGUAUCUUUGGGCCUGCCGGGAGUUAAAGAUCAGUAACUGACAAGAUGCGGUGUUCAGUCUUUUGCCACCCUGACAUGGAAUGGACAGCGCCGGUGUGAUCGUGCUUUUAGCACUUGUUAAUAGAAGCUUUCACUCCAGGAUCUCAAAGCACUUCAUUAGAUAGUUCUAUUAAGUAAAAGAAUCUCUUGGAGCAGGGUAACCCCCAAGAUUUUAAGAAUCAAAUGAUAGCACCCUAAAAGCAGUUAAAACUGAGUUUUUGGGGUUGCUUUUUUUUUUUUUUUUUUUAAAGGGUUAUUUAAGGUCUCCCUGAAAGGUGUGCUGAGUCCUUCUGGAGAUGGAAGCUGUUGGGAUGGGGGGAAAAAAGCACUCUGGGGCUGCUACUCCUUUAAGGCUUUGGAGUUGGGGUUUGGAAUUUAUCUCCUCUGGGGACCUCAGGCUGGGCCAUUUAAAUGCACAGGCUUCUGGGAUGGGUAGUUCUCCAUCAGACUGGCACCAAUGUAUUUACUGUUCUGCAGAAGCAAAGCUGAAUUUAUUUAUUUGAGUAGUGGGCACUGAUAGACUGGCCCGGGGGAUGUGUACAGAGCUAAUGUGGUGGGGUGGAGGUGAUGGGCACCGGGGCUGACCGCACCACAAGCCCCGGCGUCCUCUACUUGCUGCGGUUGCUAGGAGAGCGCCCAAAGCUUCACCUGGUGCCUGGUUUCAGUCCCCAAAAGAUGCGGGCGUGACCUGUGUGUGAGAUGAUCAGAAUCGCAGGCUAAGCUGGUCCAAAACAGGCCACUGCCUCCUUGACAGGAAGGGGUUCAGGGCCUAAUGGUUACACCAAAGUCUUUACAACCCUCUGCUAGCACAGGACCUUGAAAGUGGCUUGUAAAUUAUUCCCACUGUCCUGAGGCCCAGGUGGCCUGGGUCUUCGGUCUGGUCCACACACAAGGUUUUGUACCAGUAUAACUGUGUCAGGUAGGGGUGUGACUUUUCACUGAAGUAGUUAUACCAGUACAAUGCCUACUGUGGAUACAUUGGUAACAGUACAAAGAUUUGAGAAGGGAAAUAAGCAAUACUGGUAUAAGCAUCUUUCUACCAGUAAACUGCAUCCACAUGACAGGGUUUAUACCCCUUUAACUACUCCGGGACAGGUAAAGGGGUCCCGUGCCCUCAUGUGGACACUGAAUGUUGUUGGUGGUUGGUAACCAGUCCCAGCCCUAUGAUCUGAAACAUCUUGCACGGGUCAGUCUCAAUCAAUCCCUAUUCCCUAUCUGGAUAGCGAGUCAAGUAUGCAGAUAUAAAGUAUAUAUUGGUGUGUAUUACCCAGCUCCUCCAGCUUAGCAGAGUCUAGAAAGGGCACCUUUCAGCCAUUCUCCUGUUUUUUAAAUGCACAGUUCAAAAUGAAAAGAGAUUCUAGUCCUUUUAUUUUGAAAGCACUUUUUAGAUUUUAUUUUAAUUUUAAAGUGAGAGCAGGUUUGGCCGAAUGUAAACUGGAGAGGGAGUGAGAGGGGAGUGUGUGAACUGGGGGGUGGGGGGGUGGGUGUCGGGGAGAGAAAGAUGGAUGUUUAUUUAAUGCAGAAAAAGCAAUAAAAAUUUAAAAAAACAUUAUUAAAAAAAAACCAUAAAAAAAAAACAACCACGAAGUCUUAGCACUUUGCGAUGGAACGGGUACUUUGAAAUCACUUUAUCUUAAUUUAAAAAGCAAAAGCGAAACAUGUUUACAAGUUGAAACCAACUUCUAUGGAAAAAAAUUAUUAUUAAAAAAAAAUUCCUAAAUUUAUUUUUGUAAGAAAAAAAAUGUGUGUGUAUAUAUAUAUUAAAAAACAAACAAACCCCACAAAACCCAAACCUAGGCAGGAUCCCACGUCUAUUUCAUGGAAUAACAAAACAAAAAGAUAUCCAAUGAGAGGAAGGAUGCUAAUUAGGUUCUGUGACAUGACCUGAAAACAAACCCCUCAAAGUGACUGCACUUCACAAAACGGAAGCUUGAAUAGUAGACAGGAAUCAUGGGUGUUUUUGUUUUUGUAUUUUUUUCCUUCUAUUUUCCUUUUUUUUUAAUUUGUCUGUUUGUUUCUUAAAUGUCUUAUAGCCAGUGCUAGUCCAGAUGUCUCUCCCACCUCCCCUCGUGCCCCUCCCGCCCCCAGGAGCAUCUUAGCUUGUGUAGCAAGGAGGAAAGAAAGCAUCUGAACUGCUGGGUGAUGUAAUUGAUCGGGGGGGAAAGGAUCAUGGGAUGGGGGCAGCCCCUGUGAUCUUCCUUGUUUCAUUUCUUCUCCGAGGGUCACUCAGCCAGGCUUGGGUAGAUGAUGAGAUACGUCUCCUGGGUAGAGCGCUCCAAGCCAAAAGCAUACUCCAUCUUCGAAGUUAAUCUAGCAUUUCCCAGCUCUGCCUCCUACCACAGCACUAGACGUGCUUCUAGCAUGAAGCAGGGGUUCAGGUUUGAAGUCAAUUGGUUGAGGUCUAAUUCGGGAUAGAGGCUUCUGUGGCUUGAUGGUGCACGUAAACCAUCGUCCUCCCCACUCACUGAGCCCUGUGACUAUUCCAGAAUCAGCUGCUUGGAGUGGAGAGGGGCGGGGAAACCCACCUUACAAAU